AUGGCGCCAAAAUCCAUGACGAGUCUCAACGUGAUAAUCCCUCCGGGAAUGAAGCCAGGACAGGAAUUACAAGCCCAGAGUCCGGACGGCACGAUUGUACAGGCUAAGAUUCCUGCUGGAAUGAAGCCUGGGCAGACUUUCACUAUGCAGUAUACCCCCACGGUGGCCCCGACACCGCCGGAGCCGAAACUGCUGGGCGCACUGGGCAAAAUGUAUUCUGGUGGAGAUCUCCUCGUCCUUCUUGGCUUGGUCGCAGUCGGCUUCUCGCUGCCGUAUCUUUUCAGUCACGCCGGAUCGGUGCUGCCAAUUGUGGCUACGUAUGCCAUACCUGCAGCAAUAGCUUCCGUGGCCAUCGCCUACGACUGGACCAUGAAGGGACCAACUGUCGCGCUGAAGCAUGGGUUGGCAUCCGCGGCAGUGGCCUGGGUCAUGGUUGUCCCUCUGGGUCUGAUAACGCAUUCUUUGUUGCAUUACCUCUCGGCUCUUAUCAUAGCAGGCCUUGCAGUAUCAAUGGUCCUGACACUUCUCACGAUGUACGGAUUUAUUGGUUGCAUUGUGGGGGUGCUACUGGGAAUGGUCCUGGUUCAUUUCGGUAGCUUCAUGGUGUGGUUGAUCACUGAGCCAUUCGGCACAUCGAUUGUCUUCGCCGCGACGUUCUGGUGUGCCAGGAUGUUUUUCAGCUUGCUUUUGCAGCAUCACUUGGACCCAAAAUCUUGGCCUGACGUCAAAGAGGUGGAUAAGGACUCGGAGGAGUUCAAAACACAGAAAGAAUACUUCCUUUCAUCGUGUCAGCCCUGGUCGCACAAGUACGACUUCGAUCUGCAAGUCGCGAAAGUCUUUCGCAUCGACAAGCCCGUCGUGGCUUCAUCGCCGAGUGGCUCGCGGCCUGCUGGCGCGAGCCGCCGGCUCUUCCACGGCACUCCCUGGGAAGCCGCUAUGGGAAUUGCUUGCGACGGAUUCCGGCUCCCGAGCCACGCAGGCAUGUUCGGGAAGGGGAUCUAUUUUGCCGACUGCCCGCUGAAAUCCUGGCGGUACUGCUUCUCGAGCAAGCAGAUGGCCGAUUCGUUGCCAAGGAUUCUUGGCCGCGGUGGCUACAUUCUUAUGUGCUGGGUGGACCUUGGCACAAGACGAGAGGAGAAGGAAGCUAAGCCAGAGCUUAAAGGCUACAAUCGACGAGGUUGGAUGGCUUGGCUGACAGGUCAGCGUGGGGCUUAUGAUUCAGUAGUUGGAAUGACGGAAGAGGAGGGCGGUGCACUACGUGUCCCAGAGUAUAUCGUGUACGACACCUCCCAGGUUCGGUUGGCCUACCUCUUUGAAGUGUUCAAACAUGAGCGGGGUACCGCGCAGCAGUCGAACUCUAAUCAAGCUUAG
Molecule: messenger RNA, 1371 nt
Organism: Symbiodinium sp. CCMP2456
Lineage: Eukaryota; Dinophyceae; Suessiales; Symbiodiniaceae
Source: the annotation of a GenBank genome assembly